AUCAUUGGGUUAGCACACACUCACUGGACUGGCUCGUCACAUUACCGAGUACCGACAGAUACUACUGACGACGUUCUACGACUUUUGUCGUCUGCAAAGAUGACCGUACUCAGUUCUUUAAAGGGUGUAGGUGUUCCCAUCGGAAAUGCCCUCCGUGCUGGAAAUUGCAUGGCGAUCAUGCAGCGAGAAAUGGGAAGUCAUGGCCCCAGGAAAAUGUACAUCACGGCUUCUCGUUGGCAGUGGCACAAAUUUAAGGAUAUGUUUCAUUUUUAUGUCAUGUUAGGGGUAAUACCACUUGGCGCUGUGGUUUUAGCCACUAAUAUUUUUGUUGGCCCUGCUCAGCUUGCACCUAUUCCAGAGGAUUACACACCAAAGCACUGGGAAUACUAUUCUCAUCCCAUCACCAGAUUCCUAGCUAGAUAUGUUUACACCAGCUAUCAGCAAGAUUAUGAAAAGUAUCUUCACUUCAUGUUUGAAGAGAAUGAAAAAAAGCAGAUGAGGCUCCUGGAGAAGAAAGUUGAAGCAGUAAUGGCUGAACGAGGAGAUAGCCAGUCUUACCACUAUCAGCCUAUUCUCACCAAGUAUCACAAAUGGGUGAGGGAAGAAUUUGAAAAGAACAGAGAAUCUAGAGGAUUUUAAAUCAUGCAAUUGUCUACUUAGCCAAUGUCCUUGAUUUAGUGUUAGUAGUAUUCUGUUUUCACAGCAUUAAUGAGAUCACCAGGAGCAAAUAGUGAGUUCAGAUUACUUAUUAAGAAAAGAUUUCUAUUAAGGAAUUGUAUUUGCGGUUUAUAUUUUGAUAGACAGCCUUCUUCACUAAAAUGGAAUCAAGGGAUUUUCUUUCUAUUUAUGUAUUGUAAAUAAAAUGUAAUUUUCUUUAA
Messenger RNA from Macrobrachium nipponense, 878 nucleotides. It is a transcript of the gene ND-SGDH, whose product is annotated as NADH dehydrogenase [ubiquinone] 1 beta subcomplex subunit 5, mitochondrial-like. The record is from RefSeq and is a predicted model, not a curated record. Lineage: Eukaryota; Metazoa; Arthropoda; Malacostraca; Decapoda; Palaemonidae. The coding region runs from base 100 to 639 and encodes 179 amino acids. The transcript is spliced from 4 exons.